Molecule: messenger RNA, 7799 nt
Organism: Nycticebus coucang (slow loris)
Lineage: Eukaryota; Metazoa; Chordata; Mammalia; Primates; Lorisidae
Gene: AFDN
Product: afadin, adherens junction formation factor
Exons: 34
Coding region: 186-5894 (1902 amino acids)
Biological process (GO): regulation of protein localization; signal transduction
Cellular component (GO): adherens junction
Molecular function (GO): cell adhesion molecule binding
Source: RefSeq, a predicted model, not a curated record
CCGGCGGGGCUGAGGCGGCGGGCUGAGGCGCGGCGGCGGCGGAGCCCCGGGCAGAGGCCGAGGCGGCGGCGCGGAAGGGAGGCGGAGCGGCCGGAGCGGCGGCGAGGGGCGCCGGGCCCCCGCGGACCUGUCGUCCUCGCCCGGCCGGCCCGGCCCCGCGCGGCUGAGGAGGCGCGGCCGGGACCAUGUCGGGCGGUCGCGACGAGGAGCGGCGGAAGCUGGCCGACAUCAUCCACCACUGGAACGCCAACCGGCUGGACCUGUUCGAGAUCAGCCAGCCGACCGAGGAUUUGGAGUUCCAUGGAGUGAUGAGAUUUUAUUUUCAAGAUAAAGCUGCUGGAAACUUUGCAACAAAAUGUAUUCGGGUCUCUAGUACUGCCACUACCCAAGAUGUGAUUGAAACUCUCGCGGAGAAAUUCCGACCUGAUAUGCGAAUGCUGUCUUCUCCCAAGUAUUCCCUCUAUGAAGUGCAUGUCAGUGGAGAAGAAAGAAGAUUGGAUAUAGAAGAGAAGCCUCUAGUUGUGCAAUUGAAUUGGAACAAAGAUGAUCGAGAGGGCAGAUUUGUUCUCAAGAAUGAGAACGAUGCCCUUCCCCCUAAGAAGGCUCAAAGUAAUGGACCUGACAAGCAAGAAAAAGAAGGUGUUAUCCAGAAUUUCAAGAGGACACUUUCAAAGAAAGAAAAGAAGGAAAAAAAGAAGAGAGAAAAAGAGGCUUUGCGACAGGCAUCUGAUAAAGACGAUAGACCUUUCCAAGGGGAUGACAUUGAGAAUUCUCGACUGGCUGCUGAAGUCUACAAAGAUAUGCCUGAAACCAGCUUUACGCGAACAAUUUCUAAUCCUGAAGUAGUCAUGAAACGGCGGCGGCAACAAAAAUUAGAAAAGAGAAUGCAGGAAUUUCGGAGCUCAGAUGGGCGGCCUGAUUCAGGUGGAACAUUGAGAAUUUAUGCAGAUAGUUUAAAACCAAAUAUUCCCUACAAGACAAUCCUGCUGUCUACUACGGAUCCUGCAGACUUUGCUGUGGCUGAGGCUUUAGAGAAAUAUGGUCUGGAGAAAGAAAACCCUAAGGAUUACUGUAUUGCUCGGGUCAUGCUUCCUCCCGGGUCUCAGCAUUCUGAUGAGAAAGGUGCUAAAGAGGCCAUCCUUGAUGACGAUGAGUGUCCCUUACAGAUCUUCAGGGAAUGGCCCAGUGACAAAGGGAUUCUAGUCUUUCAAUUGAAGAGGAGGCCACCAGAUUACAUCCCAAAGAAAACAAAGAAACAUCUGGAAGGGAAGCAGCUGAAAGGGAAGGAGAGAGCUGAUGCUGCUGGCUAUGGCUCUGCCCUUCCCCCUGAGAAACUGCCGUAUUUAGUGGAGUUAAGCCCAGAUGGCUCUGACUCCAGAGAUAAGCCAAAGCUCUACCGCCUCCAGUUAAGUGUGACUGAAGUUGGGACAGAAAAGUUGGAUGACAGCUCUAUCCAGUUAUUUGGUCCAGGAAUUCAGCCCCAUCACUGUGACCUCACCAACAUGGAUGGAGUGGUCACCGUGACACCUAGAAGUGUGGAUGCUGAAACCUACGUGGAGGGCCAGCGCAUCUCAGAGACCACCAUGCUGCAGAGUGGCAUGAAAGUGCAGUUUGGGGCCUCUCAUGUGUUCAAGUUUGUGGACCCCAGCCAGGAUCAUGCUCUCACCAAAAGAUCUGUGGAUGGAGGCCUGAUGGUUAAGGGUCCAAGACAUAAACCUGGAAUUGUUCAGGAGACAACUUUUGAUUUAGGAGGAGAUAUUCAUAGUGGGACAGCAUUGCCAACAAGCAAGAGCACCACUAGGCUGGACAGCGACAGAGCACCGUCUGCCUCCAGCACGGCUGAGCGAGGGAUGGUGAAGCCGAUGAUCAGAGCAGAGCAGCAGCCAGACUAUCGCAGGCAAGAAAGCAGAACACAGGAUGCUUCUGGGCCUGAACUGAUAUUACCUGCAAGCAUUGAAUUCAGAGAAAGUUCUGAAGAUUCAUUUUUAUCUGCCAUUAUAAAUUAUACUAAUAGCUCUACAGUCCAUUUUAAGUUGUCCCCUACAUAUGUAUUAUACAUGGCAUGCCGGUAUGUAUUGUCCAGCCAGUACAGACCGGAUAUCAGUUCUGCAGAACGCACUCACAAAGUCAUUGCCGUAGUCAACAAGAUGGUGAGCAUGAUGGAAGGAGUCAUCCAGGAAGUAGACCAGGUUGACCAGAAACAGAAGAAUAUUGCGGGGGCACUUGCCUUCUGGAUGGCAAAUGCAUCUGAACUUCUCAACUUCAUUAAGCAGGACCGAGACCUUAGUCGAAUCACAUUGGAUGCCCAAGAUGUUUUAGCACACUUGGUUCAAAUGGCGUUUAAAUACUUGGUUCACUGUCUUCAAUCAGAACUUAAUAAUUACAUGCCAGCCUUUCUAGAUGAUCCUGAAGAGAACAGUCUGCAAAGACCAAAAAUAGAUGAUGUGCUGCACACGCUCACGGGAGCCAUGUCCUUGCUGCGCCGCUGCAGAGUCAAUGCUGCCCUGACCAUCCAGCUCUUCUCUCAGCUGUUCCACUUCAUCAAUAUGUGGCUGUUCAACAGAUUGGUGACUGACCCGGAUUCAGGGUUAUGUUCUCAUUACUGGGGAGCAAUUAUCCGCCAGCAGUUGGGACAUAUUGAAGCAUGGGCAGAGAAGCAGGGCCUGGAGCUGGCUGCUGAUUGUCACCUGAGCAGGAUUGUGCAGGCAACCACUUUGCUUACCAUGGAUAAGUAUGCACCUGAUGACAUUCCAAAUAUAAAUAGCACCUGCUUUAAGUUAAAUUCAUUACAACUUCAAGCCUUAUUACAAAAUUAUCACUGUGCACCUGAUGAGCCUUUUAUCCCGACGGAUCUUAUAGAAAACGUGGUGGCUGUCGCCGAGAAUACUGCUGACGAGCUGGCCCGCAGUGACGGGAGGGAGGUGCAGCUGGAGGAGGACCCUGACCUGCAGCUUCCUUUUCUUUUGCCAGAAGAUGGCUAUUCUUGUGAUGUUGUCAGAAACAUUCCAAAUGGUUUACAAGAAUUUUUAGAGCCUCUGUGCCAAAGAGGAUUUUGCAGGUUAAUUCCUCACACACGUUCGCCAGGUACUUGGACCAUAUAUUUUGAAGGUGCAGAUUAUGAAAGUCACUUUCUGCGUGAGAACACAGAACUGGCUCAACCUCUGAGGAAAGAACCUGAAAUAAUCACAGUGACCCUAAAAAAACAGAAUGGAAUGGGCCUCAGCAUUGUCGCAGCCAAGGGUGCUGGCCAGGAUAAACUGGGGAUCUACGUCAAGUCUGUGGUGAAAGGAGGUGCUGCAGAUGUGGAUGGACGACUAGCUGCAGGUGAUCAGCUGCUCAGUGUGGAUGGACGAAGUCUGGUUGGACUCUCACAGGAAAGGGCAGCAGAACUUAUGACAAGAACCAGCUCUGUGGUGACACUCGAAGUGGCAAAGCAAGGCGCCAUCUACCACGGCCUAGCUACCCUCCUCAACCAACCGUCCCCCAUGAUGCAGAGAAUGUCAGAUCGCCGUGGCUCAGGUAAACCCCGACCAAAGAGUGAAGGUUUUGAGCUCUACAAUAAUUCAGCUCAAAAUGGGUCUCCCGAAAGUCCUCAGCUGCCUUGGGCAGAAUACAGUGAACCAAAGAAAUUGCCUGGUGAUGACAGACUGAUGAAAAACAGAGCUGACCAUCGCUCUAGCCCCAAUGUGGCAAAUCAGCCCCCCAGUCCUGGAGGGAAAAGUUCAUAUGCUUCUGGAACAACAGCAAAGAUAACAUCCGUCUCUACUGGAAACCUCUGCACUGAGGAGCAGACUCCUUCUCCUAGACCUGAAGCCUACCCCAUCCCCACUCAGACAUACACCAGAGAGUAUUUUACCUUCCCAGCUUCCAAAUCCCAGGAUCGGAUGGGACCUUCUCAGAACCAGUGGCCAAAUUAUGAGGAAAAGCCACCUGUGCACACAGACAGUAAUCAUUCCAGUAUUACAACUCAGCGUGUUACCCGUUCCCAAGAAGAACUUCGGGAAGAUAAAGUUUACCAACUUGAGCGGCAUCACAUGGAGGUGGCAACGGAUCGAAAGUCUGACAGUGACAUGUGGAUCAAUCAGAGUUCAUCACUGGACUCUAGUACAUCCAGCCAGGAGCAUCUGAACCAUUCCUCUAAGUCGGUGACCCCUGCUUCCACGCUGACUAAGAGUGGCCCUGGCAGAUGGAAAACACCAGCCGCUGUUCCGCCCACUCCAGUGGCCUCCUCUCAGCCUGUCCGGACGGACCUGCCUCCGCCACCCCCUCCGCCUCCUACCCACUAUGCCAGUGAUUUUGAUGGAAUCCCCAUGGAUUUGCCUCUCCCACCCCCUCCUUCUGCCAACCAGAUAGGACUGCAGUCUGCACAGGUGGCAGCUGCAGAACGGAAAAAGAGAGAAGAGCAUCAGCGGUGGUACGAGAAGGAGAAGGCACGCUUGGAGGAGGAGCGGGAGCGGAAGCGCAGGGAACAGGAACGGAAGCUGGGCCAGAUGCGCUCUCAGGCCCUCAACCCUGCCCCCUUCUCUCCCCUAACCACGCCACAGAUGAAGCCAGAGAAGCCCUCCACACUGCAGAGGCCCCAGGAAACGGUCAUUCGGGAACUGCAGCCACAGCAGCAGCCCCGCACAAUCGAGCGCAGGGACUUGCAAUACAUUACGGUCAGCAGGGAGGAGCUGUCCUCUGGGGAUAGUCUGUCUCCAGACCCCUGGAAGCGGGAUGCCAAGGAGAAGCUAGAGAAGCAGCAGCAGAUGCACAUCGUGGACAUGCUGAGCAAGGAGAUCCAGGAGCUCCAGAACAAGCCAGACCGCAGCGCCGAGGAGAGUGACCGCCUGCGGAAGCUCAUGCUGGAGUGGCAGUUCCAGAAGAGGCUCCAGGAGUCGAAGCAGAAGGACGAGGAUGACGAGGAAGAGGAGGAUGACGAUGUGGACACCAUGCUGAUCAUGCAACGCCUGGAGGCUGAGCGAAGAGCCAGGCAGACUGCUAUGCCAGCAAUCUCUGUUCUAGAUUUGUUGCAGGACGAGGAACGGAGACGCCAGCAGCAGUUAGAAGAGAUGCGUAAACGAGAAGCCGAGGACCGUGCCCGGCAGGAGGAGGAGCGGCGGCGGCAGGAAGAGGAGCGAGUAAAGCGAGAUGCUGAAGAAAAGAGGCGACAGGAAGAAGGGUAUUACAGCCGCCUGGAGGCCGAGAGGCGCAGACAGCACGAUGAAGCAGCACGCAGGUUGCUGGAGCCCGAGGAGCCUGCUCUGUGCCGCCCUCCACUUCCUCGGGACUACGAACCCCCAUCCCCAUCCCCUGCGCCCAGCGCCCCUCCUCCCCCGCCUCAGCGAAAUGCCUCCUACCUCAAAACACAAGUCCUCUCCCCUGACUCGCUGUUCACUGCCAAGUUUGUUGCAUACAAUGAGGAGGAGGAGGUGGAGGACUGCAGCCUAGCAGGUCAGGAUAAGUACUCCAGCACCAGGAAGUCUCAUGGGGACCUUCUCUCUGCCUCCCUUAAGCCACAACCGCCCCCCUGCCUGCUGCGCCCAGCCUCCGUUGGCUUCUCUCUCUCCAACUCCUUCCAGCCACCCUCAGCCAAAGCCAACAGUACUGCUCACAAAAAAGGCCAGCCCCUGCCCCCUCCAAACAAACCAGGCUACUACCGUCCCAGCCAGUGCACAGGGCCAAACUCUUACAUGGGAUCUACUGGAACUACUGGCACCCACGAGGCUUCCUGGGACCCACGAGAGAAGCGCUCUAAAAGCCAAGAUGCAGAUUUACCUGGAAGUUCUGGAGCCCCUGAAAACUUGACGUUCAAAGAGCGUCAGCGUCUUUUUUCACAAGGUCAAGAUGUGUCCAAUAAAGUGAAAGCUUCUCGUAAAUUGACAGAACUGGAAAACGAGCUGAACACAAAAUGAAAAAUAGGAGUAGGGCACCUUGUGUUUACCCAAAAUUUCUCUCAGUUGUGGAUUUUAGGUGUGAGUUUGAAGAGGAAAAGGGAAAAUUCUAUUUCUAAGUGAUUUAUAAUUUCUGUUUCUAAGAUGUAUGGAAUUUAAAAGAUGCUCCAAUUUCAAGAAAUUUUAUUUUACUUUAUCAAGUGAUUGUCAUUUAUGUAAUUCUCAAACCUGUUUCAUUUCUUCGUUAUCUGACUCACAUGGAGAAAACUCUGUUUAGGAGUCUUGAAUUCAAAGGGGACAGAGUGAAGGGUGGGGGUAGAUAAUGGACUGUAUCUUCUCUCUUUAUUUCCCCCCAUGAUCAUCCUAGGAGCACAGACAAAGAAGCUUGAUUUCUGUUCUUUUUCAGAAACUUAGUUAUCAAGCAGAAUAGCUUGACCUACUCUAUUGUUUGCACUACUUGGCAAGAACCACACAUCCUGUGCAGGAGAGAGCACCUGAGCUGCAUCGCCUCCCUGUCCAUGGAGGCCUUUGUAGUCUGUGUGGGCAGGAUGGACGGAGCUACCUGUGGGCCGGCUGGCCACGCCUGAGAAUUGCCAUCUCAUUUCUCACAAGUCUGAGCCCUCCCGAUCAGUUCUACAUAAUCUGAUUUUUAAAAAUCUGAAUGAAGAAAAUUUUAAGGAUUUAAGCAUAGGGGAUUUUAUUUUUAUAAAUACCAGAUUAUUGUUAGACUUAAUAAAACAUUGGUGAAUUUAAAGACGACAGCUGCGUUAGAAACUCCAAGGGCUCUCUGAAAGAGGAUGUCUCUGGCUGAGCAUUGCUGGUGUGACUAGGAGCAAAAGUAUCUGAGGGCAGGAGAUUGGUAGGGGACACUUGAGCACACCUGUCCCUCAGACUUCAAAUUGGAAGAAAAUCUGCACUGAUACGCUGUCGGGGAGAGGGAGAGAUUCAGUUCCAUGUGACAUGUGUAAUUUAAGUAUUGUAAGAGUAACUCAUGGCAGUUCAUGCUAUUUUUUUUUACAGCAUAAUAGAGUAAUUUUAAUUUGCUGAAUUAUUACCAUCACUUCUUCAGCUAUGGACCUCUGGUUGAUGUUGGGGAGAUGGGCCUCCAUUUGUCUUAUAUUGUGUGAUGUGAAGAUGAUAAAUUACCUGUGAUUAUAAGAAGAUUUUCUAUUUGACACAGCCCUAAGGUGGGAUCCAGGAGUUUUUUGUUCUCUUACAAAUAUGUAUGUUAGGAAAAUAUGCACACUUUCAAAGAAAAGAAUAGACCCUUUUGCUACUUUAGAAAUCACUUUUAUUAAGAGUUGUAUGAUAAAUCAUUAAAAAUACAAGUGUAAAUAUUUUUUUAUGUCUGUCAGGGUUAUUAUUUGGAAGUGUGCUUUUACCAUUGUUCUAUAUCAGACAGUAACAUACGGGGCCGUGACAAAGGACUGGCCUGCUCCAGCAGUGCUGGGGAAGCAGGCUUCUCCCAGGUGUCUUGAGAAGCACUGGCGGCCUUAAGGUGACAAAAAUCCACGCUUUCCCUGAAGAAAAGAGAUGCAAAUGAAUUACUUUUCUGUUAAUAUAUACAAAAACAAAUACACAUAAGUACAUACAAAUACAUGUAAAUAUCUGUGUACAGGGAUACUUGUACGUGUGGUUGUAAAACCCAUAAACAAGUGGAUUUGGCCAUCUUUGAACAGUUAGGACAAAUGUGAAUAUGUGUAAAAGCGCUUUUCAUAACUAAUUAUAGAAAAUCAUCAAAACUGCUGUACUUUCCCAUUUCUACUGUAUUUCAGUUGCAACCUAUUUUUAAUAAACUUUGUAUGUAUUUAAGUGUAUUUGCUAUUAUUUUGAAAGUGCUGACAAAAGUUUAUAUUUGUAACAUCAGCCUUCCUCUCCCUGUCUUUUUCUCAUCUGUGCACUCAUCAUUAAACAUUUUCUGAGUAU